UCUGUCUGUCUGUGUGUCUGUCUGUCUGUCUGUGUGUCUGUCUGUGUGUCUGUGUGUCUGUCUGUCUGUGUGUGGAUCUCAGAUCACAGUCUGUGUGUCCUCCUCAGAUGGUGGAUCUCAGAUCGGGUUAGUUGGUCCAGAUGUCGGAGGACCAGCCGGCCGAGGCCUCCCUCCGGGGGGAGGAGGGUCUGGAGGCUGGGGAGGGCGACACGGAGCCCAGCAUGCUGCUGCAGAAGCUCAAGAGCAACAUCUCGAAGAGUGUUCAGACCAAAGUGGAUCAGAUCCUGCAAGAAGUUCAGCGUUUCUCCGACAACGACAAGCUGUACCUGUACCUCCAGCUGCCCUCGGGACCCGGCGCCGGAGACAAGAGGUCACACCUGUUCACCUGUCAGACAGCAAAUCCAACAGGAAUACAGAUGUGUGUGUUUUGAAUGGCUUACUGCAGUGAUUCCCAAAGGGGGGCCAGACUUAUGACAGGGGGCGGAGUUAUGGCAGGGGGCGGGGUUAUGACACAGCAUAGUGGGAUGGCGUGCAGGUAAAGGUGAGUCCUCAGCAGAUGUUUCAUGUUUGUUAGUUUUUACAGUUUGUCGUCACACUGAAGAGAUUUCAAUGAAUUUAAAAAAGAUGUUUUAUGAAAGAGACUGAACUUUAGUGUUUAAUCUGAAACACAGACAACCUCCUGAAGUUUCUCACUCUGAGCUUCAUGAACACAAACAUCUGAAGGUUUCUCCUCCAGCCUCCUCGUCUUUAUUCUGCACAAAGUCAGAAGACGUUUUCACAUCUGCACUCCGGAUAAUAUCAGAUAUUUACAGGAGGACAUAAUGAAGAGAGGAGAACAAC
This is a messenger RNA of Labrus bergylta (ballan wrasse), 840 nucleotides long. The record is from RefSeq and is a predicted model, not a curated record. NCBI's taxonomy places the organism in Eukaryota, Metazoa, Chordata, Actinopteri, Labriformes, Labridae.